Molecule: messenger RNA, 1347 nt
Organism: Paramecium tetraurelia
Lineage: Eukaryota; Ciliophora; Oligohymenophorea; Peniculida; Parameciidae
Exons: 4
Source: RefSeq, a predicted model, not a curated record
AUGUAAUCAAUAGAGAAGGAAGAAAUUCCAUACUUCAAAUUUUGUUAGAAAUUGGGUGGAGUGAAAAUGAAAGACAUCUACAUAUCACCUACCAAGGCAGCAACAUUUCUUCAUCUAAUCAAUAAUAAAUGCCCAAAAUAAACUGCUCUUCAAUUUGCCCAGAGAAGGAUUUGCAAAUGGGACACUACUAUUAAAAUGGAUGGACCUAGCACAUGUCGUAUUUUGAAACCUAAAGAUAAUAGAGAUAAAAGAAUAAAUGGAUGGUAAAAUAUUGGCAUGGAGAUGUAUUAUGAUAAUAAGGCAACUGUAGCUGACAAAAAUUAAUUAGAGUUAGAUUUUGAUAAUGAUGCCAUUUAGAAAUAAAUAGAAAAGAAUGAAAUGAAACUGAAGAAUGAUUUCAAAAACAAAAUAGUCCAUCUAUAAUAAUUCUAUAGAGAUCUUAAUCAGAAAUACUCUUUUAAUUCAAAUGAUCCCGAUUUUAAAAGCAAAAUUAAGAAGGCCAAAUUUGAUUUACUAAAUAGCAGGAAUUUGCCUGUCAAAUAUUUCAAAGCCAAAGGAAUGAAAUACAUUGAAAUCUAUAAUGAAUUAAAUAAAAAGAUGGCAAAUGACUCAAAGGAUGGUCUUCUAAAGCGUUUGCGAGUCUUCAAUUAACUAAGAACUGAUUAGUAUCAAGUCAAGGAAAAAUCUAUGGCUGAUCUCUAUAAGAAGAAAGAAAACUACAGUCCAACUCAUAAAGAACUUCAGCAUGAUGUCAAGAUCUAUGAUAAUAUGGAGGAAUAGAGUGAGUAAAUGUUGAAGAUCAUUGAUUAAAGCAAUGAAUUUUCCAUGAAACUCAAAUAAAAAGAUUAGAAGAUUGGCGUGUCUUAAAAGGCUAUAGUGUUUGCUGAAGAUUUUAAUCGAACAAAAUACAUUUUCAAUUUGACUAAAUAGAAUCAAAUGCAAAAAAUGUUUGAAAUACCUGAAAUGCCACAAUUGUUGAUACCUCAAAGUAGUUCAAGUAUCAGACUGAAAAAGAACUUAUCAUCUCCUAUGAGUAUGGAUGAGCAAUUUGAUAGUUGUCUCAAUUAGUAUGCUCAUGAAGUGUUAGAAUAUCAAUAGGAAAUGCUGGACAAAGAGAUUUCCACUGACAAUAUUGAAAAACUAUUGUAAGAGAAGGAGAGUCUGAGAUGUAGUUAGAUGAGGAAAGUGUCCAAAACAUAUCAUUCUCCUCAACCGAGUUCUCGUUUAGAUUCAAGUAAGCAGAUGAGAAAUUAACAGUUGUCAUCAAGAGAUAGGGAAUCUACGAAGGCUGGGAACUCAUUUCAUUUAAAAUCAAGGACCUAUGCUGUAAGUCCUUUUAGUAAAUGA